AGGGUAGAGAUUGUGGCGCGGGGCCGGUGGUUUGGUUGCGCGCGAGCGGGCUCGAUUGUUUCCUUUGAAUUUUUUUGAAAAUAAUUCGAAAUAAACGGCGAGCGGCAGCAGCCCCCGUUCCGCAUGGUGAGAAUGGCGGAUAAAGAGGUUUAUGACGACGCAGUGGAGGAGCGUGUGAUCAAUGAAGAAUAUAAAAUAUGGAAGAAGAAUACUCCAUUUUUGUAUGAUUUGGUUAUGACUCAUGCAUUAGAAUGGCCAAGUCUUACCGUACAGUGGCUACCUGAUGUAACCAGGCCUGAAGGAAAAGAUUAUAGUAUUCACCGUUUGGUGUUAGGGACACAUACAUCUGAUGAACAGAACCAUUUGGUUAUUGCAAGUGUCCAGAUCCCCAAUGAUGACGCUCAGUUUGAUGCUUCUCACUAUGAUAGUGAGAAGGGAGAAUUUGGUGGAUUUGGGUCUGUAAGUGGAAAAAUAGAAAUAGAAAUUAAGAUCAACCAUGAAGGUGAAGUCAAUAGGGCACGUUAUAUGCCACAAAAUCCAUGCAUCAUUGCCACCAAAACUCCAACCUCUGAUGUCCUUGUCUUUGAUUACACCAAACAUCCAUCCAAACCAGAUCCAAGUGGCGAGUGUAAUCCUGAUCUGCGGCUACGUGGUCACCAAAAAGAAGGGUAUGGCCUCUCCUGGAACCCAAAUCUAAGUGGACAUCUUCUUAGUGCUUCUGAUGAUCAUACUAUCUGUCUUUGGGACAUUAGUGCAGGUCCAAAAGAAGGAAAGAUAGUUGAUGCUAAAACAAUCUUUACAGGUCACACUGCAGUAGUAGAAGAUGUGUCCUGGCAUUUAUUACAUGAAUCCUUGUUUGGAUCAGUGGCUGAUGACCAGAAACUCAUGAUCUGGGAUACCAGGUCAAACAAUACUUCAAAGCCUAGCCACUCUGUGGAUGCACAUACAGCUGAAGUCAACUGCUUGUCUUUCAACCCAUACAGUGAAUUUAUCCUGGCAACUGGCUCUGCUGACAAGACGGUGGCAUUAUGGGACCUUCGAAAUCUUAAAUUAAAGCUUCAUUCCUUCGAGUCACACAAGGAUGAGAUCUUCCAGGUCCAGUGGUCUCCACAUAAUGAAACUAUCCUUGCUUCUAGUGGUACAGAUCGUCGCCUCAAUGUUUGGGAUUUAAGCAAAAUUGGCGAGGAGCAAUCAGCAGAAGAUGCAGAAGAUGGACCUCCAGAACUACUGUUUAUUCAUGGAGGCCACACUGCAAAGAUUUCUGAUUUCUCCUGGAAUCCAAAUGAACCAUGGGUAAUCUGUUCAGUUUCAGAAGAUAAUAUUAUGCAAGUUUGGCAGAUGGCUGAGAAUAUUUACAAUGAUGAAGAACCUGAUACACCAGCUUCUGAACUAGAGAGUCAAGGAUCAUAAGCCUCGUUUUGCCAACCACUUUUAAGAGGUCUGGAAAAAAAAAUUCGACUGAAUCUUACUACAACAGUUUUCCAACUGGUCCUUUCCAGUCAAGUGCUGGGGCUUUUGUAUAUAUAAAGCACUUACGGAAAUUCUGACAUGCAAUUCCUGUAAUUUUCAGUGAAUGUCGUUCAGAAAUUUUGGAAGUGUUUUGAGAAUGCAAGGCCUGAUUUAUGCAGUAGUACGUGAUUGUAUUUCUUAGCAUGUAUAAAAGCUUAUUGAUAGCUGCUUGAAAUCUAAAGCACAAAUUGUGUAUACUUAUGUUUUGCCAUAAUACAGCUUGACCCUGAAAUGUGAUUGGCAGCAGGGACAUGGAUUUUGGAGUAUGUAUGUCACUUGAUUUCAAUGAAAGUGUGUUAAAACUGAAGAAGUCUCUACAAGGAAAUUUUAUCCUUAAACUCUGAGUAUAGGGAAAAAAAAUUAUCUUAAGUGCACGUAGCAGCACUUGGAAUUCUUUGCCUUGCAUUUGUCCAACCCUCUCCAGGCUCACAACACGUGCAUACAGUGGUGGUUCAAACUGCCAUUUAACUUUCCAGCAUUUGUUGCUGGAGCACAACAUCCAUGUCCACAAUUUUUAAAUAAUUGCAGUGUAUGUUGUAUUGAACAUAAUAUUUACAUGUUUUUCAGUGUAAUUCAGCCAAUGGUGAAGAAUUGCUACUGCGGUCCUCAGAGGGAUAAGAACUAACGUAUGUGGUGUAGGUUUCUUAGUGUUUGAGGCUCUUGUGUGUGAGAGUGUAUGCAGUUAUGAAUUUCUGUAGAAAUUUGCUUGUCUUGUAUUUUCCUUAAUUUUAAAAAUGCAGUUGAUGCACAUUGUAGAGCAGGGAUUAUACAAACAAAAUAAACUUUUUGUAAUGAUUUCUAAAAUUUCUCUAUUUUUUUUUAAAGAGGCAGAAUUUUAUUGAAAAGCAUAUUAGAGAUUAUUUACUUUAUCUUUUGAGUGAAAUCUCAUUGCAAAAUAAAGGGUGGUUGGUACAAAUGAUGCAGGACAUUUUCAAAUUAAACAGUCCAUUUAUGUGUUGGAGCUAUAGUAGAGAUCUUUUUUUUAAAUCAGAAGUACACAAAGGAGUACAGAGAUUGAGAUUUAUAGUGAUGAAAGAAGUUGCAGGGAAUGAGGUUUGAUGGAAGAGUUGGGCAAGGGGAACUUUUGACCUGAACUAUUGUUGGAGCAGGACCAUGUUGCUCAGCAAGCACAAACCUGAUAAAUGAAUGAGAUGGAGCAAGUUAAGAUGGUAGCAGAGAUGUGGAUGAGCACAGCUUUCUAUAUGGUGGAUGUUAGGAGGGUAGAAGAAGACUGUUGAGAGGUAUGUUGUCAGGUGGAACAAAGGUUUGAAUAAGGGUUUCAGCAGCUAAUAAGCAAUGACAGGACAGAUAUUGUACAGAUGAAAUGGGUAUCUGAGGAACUAUGAACUAAAAUUCAGUUGUGUCAAACAGUACUGAAGAUUUGAAUAGUGUUCUUCAACUUGUCAAUUGCUUUGUUGCAAACAGCAGCCAAGGAUUUCUGGUUGUGUAGGGGGUCAUCUCCAUAUCGUAGGAAAUUUCUGUUCUUGGAGUACUGGGUGAUGAAUCUGGAGUGGUCUAGAGAAAAGCAGAGCCAAGCAUGCUUAGCUUGUGUGUAGAACCUGAUGCAUUUUGUAGUGAUAUUGUGAUGGGUGAGCUUUUAGAUGAGAUACAGGAGUCUAAGAAUAGAUCCUUGGUGUACUUGAAGUAACUAGAAGUGGGAGAGAAAACAUUGCAAGUGAUUCUCUGGCCAGAAUUGUUGCUCCAAGUUGAUUGAAGUUGGAGGCAUUGAAGGAGAAUGUAGAAUUAUGUAUCAAAGGUUGCCAUUUGAUCAAGAUAAAUGAGGGACACAUUAACAUUAUCGCGAUUGUUAAGAAUGGUAUUUGUGAUCUUGAUUGCGAUCACUUUAGACUGUGGCAGACCAGAAACAAGAUAAGAUAAAAGGGUUUUGGACAUGGGAUUGAGGGGAAAGAUGAGCAUAUACUUGGGAGGUCACAGGCAGUUAUUCACAAUCUAUAGCUAAGGUUUGACUGAGGAGAGCACAUGUAGUAUUUCCUUGCUUGACUAUGCUAAACUAGGUGGGAUUUUGAUACUUCACAUGCUCCAAAGAGGCUUUGAGGUACAUGAGCAAGUAAGCGAAUGGGCGAGAACAUGGCAGAUGGAAAAUGUGGAAAGAAUGAGUUCACCCACUGGUUAACAUAAAGGCAGAAUAUUUAAGUGGUGAGAGAUGGGGUAGUGCUGAUAUUCAAAGAGGUGUGCUUGUGCACAAGUUACUGGAGGCCACUGUAUGUGCAAUAGGCAAUUAGGAGGGUAUAAGGUAUGCUUGCCUUUUGUUUUUUUUAAUAUAUUUCUUUACAAUAUUAGCCAUUUGACCCAUUGGAGCAAUCCCAUUCCCCACCUUAUUUUCCUGUAACCUCUUGCACAUGCCUGUCAAUUCCAUCCAUGAUUCUCCUACCCACCUACAUAAGUGUUAAUUUGUAGUAGCUGAUUAACCUAGUGAACUACCUGUCUUUGGAAUGUGGGAGGAAACCCAUGCAGUCACAGGCAGAAUGUACGAAUUUAACACUUGCGGCACCAGAGGUCAGAAUCAACCCCAGAUCACUUUCCUAUCCAUCUCUUUCAUAAUCUCUAGUUUGCUGAAAUUUGGCAAGAACCAGUGGCUGUUGCCACCAGCUGGGUUUGAACACUUUUGCACAGGGUGUGAUUACAGGAGAAAGUUUUACUGCAUUUGUACAGGACAUUGGUGAAACUGUUCUUAGAGUACUAUAUACAGUUUUGAUCUCCUUUCCUAACAAAAAAAAGAUAAAGGGAAUGCUACAAAGAUGCACUGGUGCCUGAGAUGAUGGGUUUAGUUUAGUAAGAAAUUUGGGUAGACUAGGACUGUAUUCUAUAGUUUAGAAGAAUGAGAGGUCACAUCAACAUGUAUAAAAUUCGUAAAGGGCUUGACAGUGUGGAUGUGAAGAGGAUGUUUCCUCUUGAUGAGUUGAGAACCAGGGAACAGUUUGAGAAUAAGGAUAAAUCACUUAGCACUGAGGAAGAAAUGUCUUCAGUCAGGGUGGUGAACUAUUGGAAUUCUCUAUCUCAGAGGCUGUAAGAGGCUCAGUUGUGUGUUCAUUCAAAGCAGAUUGAUAGAUUUCUGGCUAUGAAGGGAAUUGAGGGAUUAUGGGGAUAGUUGUGUUCUUGAUGAAUGGGGGAGGCUGAAAGGGCUAGAUAGACUACUUCUGUCCCAUUUCGUUAUGUUCUGAUGUACAGUGUCAUUAAAGGAUUUUGGAAGGAAAGGGAGGUUGGAAGGGGUAGCAAUAUGCAAAGACAGUGGGAUUUUAAUUUGAGGAAGUGGAUGAUAUUGGGAACCUUUAAAAGCAAGGGAGGAUAAGGGGGGGGAGAAACAGCAAAUAGUUUCCUUUAAAAUGCUAUUGGCUAACAUCAGCCCAAAAGAAGAAGCUGCAUGACCAACAGCAUAAUUGGAAAUGGGAUCAAAGGAAUGAGAAAUGGGCCUUGCAAGAUAAUAGUUCUGGUCUCCACAUUGCAGGAAGGAUGUAGAGGCUUUGGAGAAAGUGCAGAAGAGGUUCACUGGGACAUUGCUUGGAUGAGAGAGUAUUGGCUAUAAGGAAAGGUUGAACAAACUUGUACUGUUUUCUCUGGAGUGUUGGAGGCUGAGGGGCAAUGAUGGAAGUGCAUGCAAUUGAGAGGCAUAGAUAGGGUAGAGACUUUUUUCCCCCCAGGGUGGAACUGGCAAGUACUAAUGAGCAUAGUGGUAAAAUUGAAAGGAGAUUUGUAAGUCGUUUUUUUUCCCCACAGGGUGGUAGGUGCCUGCACUGUGCUGCCGGAGGUAAUGAUGGAAGCAGAUGCAAUAGCAAUGUUCAAGAGGCACUUAGACAUGAACAGGCAGCGAACAGAGGGAUAUAGAUGUGCAGUUUAAAAUUGGCAUCAUGGUCAACACAGACAUGGGCUGAAGAUCCUGUUCCUGUGCUGUACUGUUAAAUGUUCUAAGAUUAGAGAUGGCCAAGCUGGAGAUGUGGUUGAAAGGACAAGAGCGACUGGGAACAUAGUGUGUGAAUGUUUGUCUAGUGGGGAAGGGAUGGAUGCAGAGGCAGCUUAACUACUUACGGGCAAUGAAAUACUAGGUACUUAAUAUAGCAGCUAUUUGUAAGGUGGAAAAUUUCAUAGCAAGCCCCCACGGUCAGUUAUAGGAUAAUGACCAAGAAUCUACUAUGAGUGUAGAUUGAGAAAUAAAUGUUAACCAGGUCAUCUGGGAUAACUUCCCUAUGGAUCUUCAGCCAUCUGAGAGGUCAGAUGGCAUUUUGGAUUAGCAUGAGCUUAAAAGAAGGCACUUCCAAUACUGCAGCUCUUUAGUAUUACAUCAAGUUAAAAAUUUCCACUCAAAUUUGAGUGGAUGUUGAACCCACAGCCUGUACUUUUAUUUUUAGAUGUAUAAUGACUGGCAAAAUUCACCUACUGUUCGACUUGGAGCAGACUGAUCUUUCAGGACCAUUGAUUAAGCCAUUCAGUGCUGGUGCAAAUGAGUAGAUGGCAUGCUCUCCCCUAACAUUGCAAUUCUGGAUUUCAGCAUCAGGUUUCAAAUCACUACAAGUGUCCUGUUUGAAAUCGGUGAUGUUUCAUUGUCCUUCACAGGUUGAAUUGCCAACAUAAAUACAGUUUUCAGUGAUAAUUUUUGGCCAUUUAAGUGAAUGUAUCAAGUAAUCGUCAAGAUUUAAGUACUUAAUGAAUUAAACCUGGAUUUUAUAACCUUUGAGGAUUUCAUUACAUCCAGUGACUUCAGUUGGAGUGUAUCCAUGAGGUGAGAAUUGAUGCAGACUCAAUCUUCAGAUGCAUGAUCUGGCAGCAUUCUGUUGAUGCUUGUGAUUUUCUGGUAAACUAGCAGAGAUCAACUGAAGCAACAAAUAUGGAACUAUGUAAAUAUUGCCAGCUUCAGUUUUUUUUAAACAAGGCAAAAAUGAAGGUUUCUGACUUCAUCUAAAAACCUGGGUUCUGGUUUGGUCAUUGAGGGGGGAAAAAAACUGUUCAGUGAAGCUGGGUUUUAUAGCCUUUAUUGGGUUUUCAAAAUUUAGACAGCUUGAGCAGGCUUGCUGUCACUUCCAGCAAUCUCCAAAUAAUCUGCAAGUAACCAAUUCAUUCAUAUGUAGUGAGUGUUACUUAAAAAAAACUAGCACAACUUGAACUUGAAGGAAAAAAUGUGGAAUGGAAAAGUUUUAGUUACAAAUUAGUAUUAUGGUCAAAAUGGAGUAACACAGACUUGUGUGGUGGUAAUUUUCUAGAUUAAAAGGGGAAGGUUACAAAUCCUUAAGUUAAAUUGUUUUUCCAUGUGUUGUUCAUGUUAGAGAUCUGAUUAAGUGUAGGAGAAUGUUUUUGAAAUUCUUUCAUUCUGGUAGCCCUGGAAUUGAGAUCAAAUUCUGCAGGUCUUAGGGCAGGCGUGUACAACAUUCUCCAGCCAUUAUUCCACCCUAAAUGAAGGAACAACCUGUUCUAACUCAUCUUGGUUGGGGUAGGUUGGCAAUAAUUGUGCCACAUCCAGAUGCUGUAUUAAAUGUACCUGUAGGUGCCCACUGUCAUUUAGUAUAGGUCUCCUUCUCCCCAUUUCGUCCCCCCCCC
This is a messenger RNA of Pristis pectinata (smalltooth sawfish), 7056 nucleotides long. RefSeq names its product histone-binding protein RBBP7. Gene Ontology annotation, molecular function: histone binding. Bases 124 to 1410 code for a protein of 428 amino acids. The transcript is spliced from 12 exons. Lineage: Eukaryota; Metazoa; Chordata; Chondrichthyes; Rhinopristiformes; Pristidae. Gene Ontology annotation, biological process: regulation of gene expression. The record is from RefSeq and is a predicted model, not a curated record. Gene Ontology annotation, cellular component: nucleus; ESC/E(Z) complex; NuRD complex.